ACUACCGCAGGCGCUCAGGAUGACUAUAAUCGCAUGGAAGAAUCUCGCUGAUACUAUUUUAUGUAAGAGUUUACAACAAAACAACAAUCUGAGACGUACAACUCACCUUCUGAGGGGGAUCUGUAAAAGGUAGUAAUAUCGUUUACUCGAAGUUAUACAAGAAAAAUAGCUUCGAUACUUGCCCGUCAUGAGGGUUUGUGGAAACGUGCGAAAAAAGUCUUGUCACAGGGGCGUGUCGAGAAAAAAAGUAGGGUGGGGUGCAGAGUAGUAAUUCACUGACCACGGAUCAAUUAUUAUAGCUGGUACAAGAAUUCUCCUGUUUUGUCAAAGGCACACCUUUCAUAUUGGUCUGAGGAUGAAACACUUACCCUGUCCUCUACUAGAACUCUCAGUGAUGGCUAUAAAAUACCUCGAUUUGGACUAGGUCUCUAUGACCUUGAUGAAAAGCAUACUAAACAGGCAGUACUGUGGGCCUUAGAAAAUGGCUAUCGUAUGAUUGAUACAGCUGCAAGCUACAACAAUGAGAAAAGAGUUGGUGAAGCUCUGAGAGAAAGUGCUGUUCCCAGGAGUGAAGUUUAUCUAGUGACCAAAGUGUACCAUACAGACCAUGGAUACGAGAAAACAAUGAAAGCAUAUGACAGGAGUUUGUCUGCAUUAGGUGUAGACUAUGUGGAUUUAUAUCUUAUUCAUUUCCCUGUACCAGCUGGGGUUGUUGGCUCGUGGGAAGCUAUGGCUGAGCUACAGGGCAAAGGACUAACAAGAUCAAUAGGAGUGUCCAACUUCAACAUACAUCACUUGGAAGCACUUCAAAAGCAUUCAGUUAUCCCCCCUGUUGUCAAUCAAAUUGAAGUUCACCCUUACCUCCAGAUGGAAGAGUUGGUUGACUUCUGUCGCAAGCAUAGUAUUGCCAUCCAGGCUUACUCACCGCUUACCAGGGGAGAGAAAUUGCAUGAUCCUUUGCUGAGAUCACUGGGCGACAAGUAUGGCAAGACCCCGGCACAAGUUUUGUUAAGAUGGUCCUUACAAAAGGGGUAUAUCUGUAUUUCUAAGUCAGUGCAGCUAAGUCGAAUAAUAGAAAAUGUUGAUGUGUUUAACUUUACUAUUAGUAUGGCUGAUAUGGAAAUACUAGAUGGAUUAGAGGAGAAUCUAAGAACAGGAAGGCAUAAGAUUCUUUGGCCUUGGGAAGGUUAAGUAAAAAUGUCAUAUUGUUAAAUAAAAAUGUCAUAAGUGACCGAAGUGUAACAUUCAAACAGAUCAGGAUCUAGAACACUGAAAGAAUUGACUGUUUCCUCAAUAAAAAGCUAGUUACAUUACUAUAUUAGCAUUGUGUGCUGUUUUGGGGAAUUGUGGUGCAGAAAGUGGUUUAGAUAAUCCCACGAGCCUUGGGCUGCCUGUGCCAAAGCUGGUAGGCCACUGACAACAAAAACAUGAUUGCAUGGAAGAAUCUCGCUAAUAUUUUAAGUAAGAGUUUUCAACAAAACAGCCAUCUGAGACGUACAACUCCCCUUCUGGGGAGAAUCUGUAUAAUUUCCUCGAAGUUAUACAAGAAAAAUACAGGCCCAUGGAAUGAUCGAAAAAAGUCUUGUCACAGGGGCGUGUCUAGAAAAAAAACGUAGGGUAGGGUCCAGAGUAGUAAUUCACUAACCACAAAUCAGUUUAGCUCAAAGAACCAUUUAUAACUUGAGAAGUAGGUCACAAGAUCCA
Molecule: messenger RNA, 1704 nt
Organism: Nematostella vectensis (starlet sea anemone)
Lineage: Eukaryota; Metazoa; Cnidaria; Anthozoa; Actiniaria; Edwardsiidae
Product: 9,11-endoperoxide prostaglandin H2 reductase
Exons: 3
Coding region: 493-1191 (232 amino acids)
Molecular function (GO): oxidoreductase activity
Source: RefSeq, a predicted model, not a curated record